CGUUGCGUGACGACACUGAAAGCGGCUGUGGGGGAGACUAUCUUUUAUUCGGCACUUUUCAGCAUCAAUAACACAUAAAAUGUAGCUCCACUGUCCUUCGCAUCACCUUUUCCCUUGGCUGGGAGUGAGAUUUCAUCAGAUCGACAGCAACAGAAUCAAGCAGCCCAAGCUGGUCCUUUAUCACUGCAUAGCAGAGGUAGCUAGAGCAAAAAAAAAAAAAAGAAGAAAUAUCUGUUUGAAUAAACCAAAUCACUGGCUGGUGUAUCAAGCUCAUCACUUCCAAUGGAUUAAAUCAGCAGCGUAUAAUACAUACAACAAAGCCUGUAUUCCGUGCAAGUAUGUCUAGUUGGCCUACAGAAACGCCGGAAAAAGUUAACUACACCAAACUCUGCAGGCUUCUUUACGAUGGAGGAACAAAAGCAGCAAGGUCUGUGUUAGAUACAAAGAUUCCUCCUCCUACUUUAGCGACUGAGCUAAACAAAUUCAAUUCCAUACUAGUAAAACUCAAGAAGCCCAAGGGAAGAGUACUGGAUCCAAACCAAUGGGACAAACUAUACCCAUCAAGUGGUGCCAUCCCCAAAUCUGAGGACUUCGACAUCACCUUAUUGUUCGUUCUGUUGAGGAACAUUUGUGGACUUACAAAACCACUCACUGGUUGGGACACCCUGCCACCACCGGCAGAUAAAACACUAGAGGCAGAACUAAUCAGGAUAAAGUUCUACAGGAAUGAGGUCAUAGCACACAGCUCAAGUGCUGAAAUUGGUAAAGUCCAGUUUGAGGAUUACUGGAAAAAGAUUUCAUCAGCUCUUGUAUCACUGGGUCUAAAGCAGGAUGACAUCGAUGACUUAAAGUCCUCUCCAAUUGGAACUGAAAACUACAACAACUUAGUUUAUGAAUGGCAUUUGUAUGACAAAGAAAUAAAAGAGCAACUUGAAGAGAUCAAAUCAGACACAAAAGCGAUUAAAUUGGACACAGCAGAGGUGAAGUCAACCGUAACCAACAUCGAGUCAGGUAUUGCAGAUAUUCAAUCCAGGCUACCAUAUUCGACUUCAUUCUCAAAUAUURAUAACCUUUUUCAUCAUGACUUCAGUAACUUAAUUCGCUCAUUGAGUAAUUCUUAUCAUCCCGAUACACGUCAGUGGAUAUUUGACCRAGUGAAGUCACAUGUGGAAAGCAGAGAGUCAUACCCAAUAAUGGUGAUUCAGGCGGGGCCUGGAAUGGGGAAAUCAGUGGUCACUGCUAAAAUUUGUGAAACAUACAAAGUGCAAGGCAUUCUUGGUGGUUGCCAUUUCUUUCAACACGACAACUUUCUAGUAAACAACCCAAGGUUGAUGUUCCAUUCUAUUGCAAGGCAACUCUGUGACUCAGUUCCUGGUUAUCAAGAAGCUUUGCAAAAAAAACUUCAACCACAUUUUCAAGGAGGGAAUCUCUCAGAUUUMACAUGUGAGGAACUAUUCACUGAAUUAUUUSAACCAUGUUGUAAUAUWACAUCAAUGAACAAUGUACUGAUUGUCAUUGAUGCYCUUGAUGAGUGUUGUAAUACUUUGAAAAGGGAAUUUUACAAAGUUCUUACGAAAAGAUUUUCUUGUUUGCCAAGUUGGUUACGUUUCGUUAUUUCCUCAAGACCACCACCAAGUAUUUCUGCAUUGGAGAGGUUCACCCCUGUCAUCGAUAUUGAUCCAGAGAAUGAGCGAAAUAAACGUGAUCUUCAGUGCUUCUUCAGUGACAAAUUGAAAGAACUGAGACAAGUUUCUACYAGUGAAUCUUCCAAUGAAAUUCUUGAACUUGUUCAUUUGACUGAAGGCUUAUUUUUGGUAGCUUUUUUUGUCAUUGAUUUCUUGAAAACUAAAAACAUUACGUCACUACAAGAAGCAUUGGAACACUUUCCCAAGGGCAAAGGAAUCGCUUCCGUGUAUGAUGAUUAUUUCUCUAGACUAAGGAAAGAACUCGUACCACACYUGAAUGRUGAAGAGGGGUUUUUCAAGAUGCUGGAUGCUGUGGUCGCGGCCGAGUUCCCUAUCGAGAUAAAGAUUUUCUACAAAAUCCUUGGCCUUAGCGAGGAGCCUAGAAUACCAAACAGAGAGAGAAAGGAAGCCAUUCACCUUCUUCACCAGUUGUUCCCAGUAGAGAAUGAUCACGUGUCGGUAUUUCAUAAGACUGUCAUUGACUGGGUAACAACUGGAGACCAUGACUUCAAAGUAAAAGGUGACGGUAGUGGAAUUCUUGGUAAUGUUUGCUAUAUAGUCUUGGAUGAUAUAAGGCAAGGUUCUAAAGAACUAAAUAAGCCACUCACUUUGACAGACAGUGAGACGUAUGCCUUGGAGUAUGGAUUUGGUUACAUGAGUGAAGAGAAAAGGCUGGAAACUCAGACAAACUGUUUUGUGUUCUGCUCACAAGCAUUGAAUGUUGCUAGAAGAAUUUAUGAAAAUAAUCUCAGCCAUUUACGACUAAGUUGGCCAUCUCUUUCUGAAGAGCUUAGGGAUGUUUAUAACCAAGUUAUCGUCAAUUUUCAUGAAUAUCACCUUAAACAUCGAUCAAGUUGCCGUUUUCAUGAUCUAACAAACUUUGGUCAAUGUUUGGCGUUUGCUCUUCAGGCUUUUAACCUGUUAAAAAUAGAUCAAAUAACACCAAACCCUCGUGCCCUCCUCAAUGAAAGAAAACUUCCAUAUCUUGAACGAAAUGAGUUGUUCAGAGAAAAGGAGGGAACUGAUCCUGAUUCUAUAGAGUUUCUAGUUGCUAAUGAUGGAUUCUUUCUUGUAAAGUAUUUGGACCAACAAACCUUAGUACAGCAAUGCCAGCUUGAUGGGACGCUUGUCAACGAAGAAAGAUUUGAGGGGAAGAAGAAGAUACUCAUGUCUCCUGGCUAUGAAUUUGUUGCUGUUACGCCAGUACGUGCAAGUGAAAACAUCGAUAUCUUUGAUGCUACAACUCUACGAAAACGCACAAGCUUUAAGCCACCAUAUUUGAUAAGAUCAUGUCAUGUAUUCGGUAACAGUCAGUCCUGGUUCAUCGUUACAAGAUGCUUAAACAAUAAGAUAUAUAUAAUGAAAGGAGAAACAGGCGAACAAGUUGGUCAUCCUAUCGUUGCGCAACAAGACGAUGAGAUUCUGGCUGUCAGCAAUGCUGGUCAUAUUCUGAUAGAAAGAACGCAUAUUUCUCUUAUAGGAAAGAAUGUGGAAACUGAAGGUUUUACUGAUGCUGAUGAAAACGUUUGUGUCCCUAUGGUACCUACAGGCGAGCUAAGAUCUAAAGAACCAAAUCGUAUUCGCCUUGGCUAUGGCUUAACCCAAGGAUUGCCAUUGUCAUAUAAUAGAUCGCGAGAACUGUUUCUCUGUGAUCACAAUAAACUGGACCAGAAAAUCCCUAUCUACGUACGAAUACGAGCUCCUGUUUGGAGAUAUGAAGAGCUUCAACGUUUAAUUUUCGAACCAGCAGAUUCCUUGAAAUCGUUUGGCCAACCAGUGUGUUUUUCUGAUGAAGGAAAUCUCUUAGCUUUCUAUUACCGUGGUGUCAUAACAAUUGUACACACAUCCGACGGUUCUUUUUACAAAAGCAUUGAUACACGUCCAUAUCCAGUGACCCGUAUCAUAAACAUCUUAUUCUUGUCGCAGGAAAGAAUUUUCCUACAAGAUGAAAGAAAAGUCUUUCUUUUCAAGAUUGGAACAGGAAGAGAAGUUGUUCUGGAACACAUGCUCUUUCUUCAACCUAACACCGAGUUUUGUCGGUUAUCAAGCACCAUCAUUCAAGAAAACAUGAAAACCAUUUUAUAUGCGAAAAGAGUACCUAUUUUUCCACCUUGGACCAAACCUGAUAGAGCUAAGUAUCUCUACUUUGAAAAGUAUGAAUUUCAUAAUCUGCAUUAGAUUUCUUACCUAGACUGCAUAUCAUGUAUUUCACAAUUCUCUAAGACUAGCGGAAUACAGUCGUACGCUCACAAUACUUCUAUAUCAAUAUCCGAUGCAUUACGGUUUUGUAUGUAUUGGUUUUCCUGUCGAGUUACACCACAAAGACUCAAAGAAAGUAUAUACCAGACUGAAGGAGUGCAUGGGAUAGAUUGAGUAGAGAGUUUUGUUAUCUAAGAUAGGUAUCAGUCAUGUAGUGAAGGUGGUCUAACCCACCACGUGUAUAACAGUAGGUAUUGCACGGGAUAGAUUGAGUGGGGAGUAUCGUUAUCUAAGAUAAACUUAGUCAUGUAGACAAGGUGGUCUAACCCCAACACGUGUAUAACAGUAGGUAUUGCACGGGAUAGAUUGAGUGGGGAGUAUCGUUAUCUAAGAUAAACUUAGUCAUGUAGUCAAGGAGGUCUAACUCCAACACGUGUAUAACCGUAGGUAUUGCACGGGAUAGAUUGAGUGGGGAGUAUCGUUAUCUAAGAUAAACUUAGUCAUGUAGUCAAGGUGGUCUAACCCCAACACGUGUAUAACAGUAGGUAUUGCACGGGAUAGAUUGAGUGGGGAGUAUCGUUAUCUAAGAUAACCUUAGUCAUGUAGUCAAGGUGGUCUAACCCCAACACGUGUAUAACAGUAGGUAUUGCACGGGAUAGAUUGAGUAGAGAGUAUCGUUAUCUAAGAUAAACUUAGUCGUGUAGUCAAGGUGGUCUAACCCCAGCAUGUUUAGUGAUGUAAUUAAUGUAUCGAAUAAAUCAUUAAAGAUUAGUCUUAAGUUAUGAAA
Messenger RNA from Actinia tenebrosa (Australian red waratah sea anemone), 4671 nucleotides. RefSeq lists its product as uncharacterized. The record is from RefSeq and is a predicted model, not a curated record. NCBI's taxonomy places the organism in Eukaryota, Metazoa, Cnidaria, Anthozoa, Actiniaria, Actiniidae.